AUGGAGAACCACCCUUUGAACUUCACACAAAAAGGUGACGUGGCAGUAAAAACCGUUACACCCGAGAAUUCAGCCGCGAAUUCCGGAAACGUCCGUGGCGGUACACGUCAUCCAGUUUACCACGGAGUCCGGAAACGGCGGUGGGGGAAAUGGGUGUCGGAAAUUCGAGAGCCGCGGAAGAAGUCGCGGAUAUGGUUAGGGUCUUUCCCGGCGCCGGAGAUGGCGGCGAAGGCUUACGACGUGGCUGCGUACUGUUUGAAAGGGCGUAAUGCGCAGCUUAAUUUUCCAGAUGAAGUGCACCGUCUUCCGUUGCUUCCUCCGCCGUCUUCGUGUACGGCUAGGGAUAUUCAGACAGCGGCGGCCAAAGCAGCUCGCAUGAUGGUUACCAAAGCGGAGAAUGAUACCAUUGAUUCCGGUGGUGGUGAUGAUUUUUGGAGGGAGAUUGAGUUGCCGGAGCUUGUGAACGGUACGUGGUGGACUUAUUCUGUUAACGUUGCGGCGGUGCCGGAGAUUGAACUUCCAUAG
Molecule: messenger RNA, 525 nt
Organism: Lathyrus sativus (Indian pea)
Lineage: Eukaryota; Viridiplantae; Streptophyta; Magnoliopsida; Fabales; Fabaceae
Source: the annotation of a GenBank genome assembly